AUGGAAGCCAGUCCCGAGCAGUUCCUCAAGCUUCCGCACGGCGGCCGCAUCUGCUACCAGACCUUUGGCCCACACGCCGGCACGCCGGUGCUGCUCCUCUCCGGCGGUGGCCAGUCGAUGCUCUCAUGGCACGAGGAUCUUAUCGCGCAGCUCGCCUCUGCGCUGUCCCAGUCCAAUCCCUCCUCCCCCCCGUCCUCCUCGUCGUCGCCAGCGAGGGACUACCUAUUCGUGCGGUACGACACGCGCGACACGGGCCGCUCCACGCACUACGCCUGCCUCGACGACGAAGCCCGCCGGCGCUACACCCUCGACGACCUGCUUGCCGACGCGCUCGCGCUGCUGGACCACGUAUGCGCCGGCGUCGAAAACGCAGCGAGGGCGGCACACCUCGUGGGCUUCAGCAUGGGCGGCGCGACGGCGUGGAUGCUCGCGGCGCGGCAUCCGCACCGCGUGCGCACCAUCACGCUUGUGUCGUCGAGCCCCGUCGGGCCAGCUGGAGAUGUAGCGACGGGGAUCCCGUCGGUGGAUGAGGCGACGAUGAAGCGCGUCGAGGCAGUGGCGCGGCCGACGGAGGGAGAGGAGUGGAUGACCGAUAGGGAGGCCGUGGUGCGGUUCCUGGUGGGGUUUGAGGAGGCGUGCAUGGGGGAUGAGGAGGAGCGGUUGACGGAUGAGGAGAGGAGGGAAGCGGAGGAGAGCGCGGGAUGGGCGUUUGAUCGCACGGCGAGGGUGGCAAGGGAUGCGAAGCAGCAGAUGGAGGACGAGGAUCAGCGCAAGGGGAGUAAGAGUCAGGAUAACGGGAGGCUGUAUGAGCGCGGCGAGGAGCGUGCCAACGUGAGCAGCUUCUUCAACCAGGCGGGCGCGGCGUGGGCGGCCUGGCCAAGGGAGGAGCUGCGGCGCGUGGCGUGUCCCGCGGUGGUGGUGCACGGCGAUGGGGAUGGCAACGUGCCGCUGCGGCACGGGGAGGUGCUGGCGGAGGAGAUGAGCGGCGGCGAAGGAGACGGCGGCGCGGGGCCGGUGGCGACGAGGCAGAGGGCGAGGCUGGUGGUGUGUUGA
Purpureocillium lilacinum is the source of this 1053-nucleotide messenger RNA. RefSeq lists its product as uncharacterized. Lineage: Eukaryota; Fungi; Ascomycota; Sordariomycetes; Hypocreales; Ophiocordycipitaceae. Gene Ontology annotation, molecular function: triacylglycerol lipase activity. The record is from RefSeq and is a predicted model, not a curated record. Gene Ontology annotation, biological process: glycerolipid catabolic process.